Molecule: messenger RNA, 2238 nt
Organism: Austrofundulus limnaeus
Lineage: Eukaryota; Metazoa; Chordata; Actinopteri; Cyprinodontiformes; Rivulidae
Gene: trim62.1
Product: tripartite motif containing 62, tandem duplicate 1
Exons: 6
Coding region: 249-1676 (475 amino acids)
Molecular function (GO): zinc ion binding; protein binding
Source: RefSeq, a predicted model, not a curated record
GUUGGUUGCGUCUGUUGCCGCUGUGUGCUGCUCUUCUUCCUGAAAAGACACUUGUGUGGAAGCCGCUGAUGUCGCUACAAGGAGAUCUUUAGGUCAAGGAGCGACGGCAGCAUCCAGGUUGAAGGUUUCUGAAGAGAGUCUCCAUGACCACCUGCAUGGCAGCGAAUCCUUCACUUGAAGAUUAAACCAAGCGUGCUCCGCUCCACAACGCUGUCCUCUUAAAUGCCGCUCAGUCUUUGCUUUUGCAAAUGGCUUGCUGUCUGAAGGACGAGCUCCUCUGUUCCAUCUGCCUCAGCAUCUACCAGGACCCCGUCAGCUUUGGCUGCGAGCACUACUUCUGCAGGAAGUGCAUCACCGAGCACUGGAGCAGGCAGGAGCCUCACGGAGCGCGAGACUGCCCCGAGUGCCGCAGGACCUUCGCCGAUCCGCUCCUCUCGCCCAGUCUCAAGUUGUCCAACAUUGUGGAGCGUUACUCGGCCUUCCCCCUCGACGCCAUCCUAAACGCGCAGAGGAGCUCCUACCCCUGCAAAGACCACGAGAAGGUCAAGCUCUUCUGCCUCACGGACAAAAGCCUGGUGUGCUUCUUCUGCGACGAGCCGGCGCUGCACGAGCAGCACCAGGUGACCACAAUCGACGAGGCGUUCGAGGAGAUUCAGAGAGAGAUGAAGGAGCAACUGGCUACCCUGCAGGACAGUGAGAGGGGACACACCGAGGCCCUGCAGCUCCUGCAGCGACAACUUACUGAGACCAAGUCCUCAGCUAAGAGUCUGCGUGCAACCAUCGGUGAUGCGUUCGAGCGGCUCCACCGCUACCUCCGAGAGCGUCAGAAAAGCAUGCUGGAGGAGCUGGAGAUGGACACGGCCCGCAAGCUGACCGACAUCGAGCACAAGAUCCAGAGCUACAGCCAGCAGCUGCGCGAUGUCAAGGAGGGCAUCCAGAUCCUGCAGGAGCGCCUGAACGAGACGGGCCGCCACGACUUCCUGGAGGGCGUAGCUGUUACCUCAGAGAGGGUUAAAGGAAAGAUACAUGAGACCAAUCUGACGUAUGAAGAUUUCCCAACAUCCAAAUAUAUGGGGCCCUUACAGUACACAAUAUGGAAAUCACUCUUCCAGGACAUUUCACCAGUACCAGCAGCGUUGACCCUUGACCCCAUCACAGCUCACCAAAGACUGAUCCUCUCAGACGACUGCACCAUCGUGGCCUACGGGAACCUGCACCCGCAGCCUCUUCAGGACUCCCCUCGGCGCUUCGACGUGGAGGUGUCCGUCCUGGGGGCGGAGGGCUUCGUGUCCGGCGUCCAUUACUGGGAGGUGAUGGUGUCCGAGAAGACGCAGUGGAUGAUGGGCGUGGCCAACGAGACGGUCAGCCGCAAGGGCAGCAUCCAGAUCCAACCGAGCCGCGGCUUCUACUGCAUCGUCAUGCACGACGGCAAUCAGUACAGCGCCUGCACCGAGCCCUGGACCCGCCUCAACGUCAAGAGCAAGCUGGAGAAGGUGGGGGUGUUCUUGCACUAYGCGAAAGGCUUGCUCAUCUUCUAUAACGCAGACGACAUGUCCUGGCUCUACACRUACCGAGAGAAAUUCACCACUAAGCUCUUCCCAUACUUCAGCCCCGGCCAGAGUCACGCAAACGGCAAGAACGUGCAGCCGCUGCGCAUCAACACGGUCCGUCUUUAAGAACAGCGCCCCGCGGUUGCUAAAUGACCAAACAGAAGAUUCCCUCACCGUUGAAUCUUUAGGACAAUGUGUGUUUGAAAAAUGGGUAAUGAGGUGUUUUCAAUGUUCCUUUCCUUCAGGUUAUUAGGAGUCGUGUUCGGUGUUGCUUUUGAACUUUUGUCUUAAAGUUUGCACAUGGGCUUCAUUCUGCAAUCUUUUUAUUUAUAAAGAUGCCACUAAAGGUAGACAGGGGGACCUAAGGUUUGUGGUGGCAAUCAGAGGGGGGGAAAAACUUUUAUUUUGGAAGUACAUGUCUACAGCCCACUUUUCCUGGGCAUUCUGCUUCCUAUCAAGCUCGUGGCUUUGUCACGUGUCAAAAAACAAGAACAAGAUGAAAAAUGGUCUGUUUUGUUUUUCUUUGCUCUAAUCUUGUCCUUGCUGUUUUUGUGGAAAAUGAUUGACAGCACAGACAUUUCAACCAAUCACUCUUAUCUUUUCUGUCAACAUGUGGUGGUUUAUAAAUUAUUAUUUGCUUUUUAGCCAAAAAAAUAUAUUAAUAAACCCAACUUUUUAUUUUGUUUAA